This is a messenger RNA of Cladocopium goreaui, 627 nucleotides long. Lineage: Eukaryota; Dinophyceae; Suessiales; Symbiodiniaceae. The record is from the annotation of a GenBank genome assembly.
AUGAGUAUUUGGUGCUUGGGUCCCGAGAGCGGCGAAUUGCAGCUCCAGCCUUGGGCAGAAACGGCGGAACCCAUGAAGGUGACAAUGCGGCCUGGGCGUUUAGUGAUUGUUCGUGCUGAUGCCCUUUAUCAUCGUUUCUCAUCCUUGGGCUGUGCCUAUUGCUUGACGUGUUUCUACUGCAACCUCAAUGGCCAGGACCCGGUAAGUCCUUCGGGUUUUGCCUUGAAGCAAUGGGCUGCAGAGCGGAUGGAGAGAUUCAAGCAGAGCAGUCUCCAGGAGAAAAGGUACAUGGAAAUGCCUCGUGACUGGGAAGAGAAGAUCAACAGAGAGAAGAUCAAUACCCAGCGCGUGGCACUCCGGACGGCUUGCGUCAAGGAGCCUGGCACGGAAGACCCUUUGUCCUGGGCUUUGUCUUUUAACUCCGGCCCAGACUACGCUGUGCAGGUGCCCAUGAUGAGAUGGCAACACGACAACUACUUCGAGGAUUCACCGGAGGCUUACAAGAAUGGCAAGACCGAUUGCAUGCACGGCCUGUAUCUCAGCGGGUCUGAAGGGGCAACCCUACAUGGUUCGACAGCGUGUUCAGAUGACGCAGAACUCACAAGCCGGUUGGUCCAAAGCAACUGA